AUGGAUAGCAACAUGUCUUCCGGAACUAACAGUAGUUUUUCUCGCAUCCUAAGCAGAGAACAAAAUGGAGUCAUUCAGCCGAUUCUCACAGAUCUCUACCAAAUCACCAUGGCUUAUGCCUAUUGGAAGAGUGGCAAGAAGACAGACAGGGCCGUCUUUGACCUUUACUUCCGUAAAAAUCCAUUUAAAGGAGAAUUCACUGUGUUUGCUGGACUUGAGGAGUGUAUCAAGUUUCUACAAAAGUUCUGCUUUACAGAGAGUGAUAUAAACUACUUACGGACAGUCCUUCCUAGUAACAUAGAGUCCGAAUUCUUUGACUACCUGCAGCAGAUAUCUACAAAGGAUGUAAAACUGUAUGCCAUUGAUGAAGGGACUGUUGUGUUCCCCAAGGUACCCCUUCUGACUGUUGAGGGACCCUUACCUAUUGUACAGUUGAUGGAAACUCCCCUCCUAAACCUUGUCAACUACGCCAGUUUGGUGGCAACUAAUGGCAUGCGUUUCCGUCUAGCAGCUGGGCCAGAGAAAAUCCUCCUGGAGUUUGGUCUUAGGAGAGCCCAAGGACCUGAUGGGGCACUGUCAGCAUCUCGUUACUGCUACCUAGGAGGAUUUGAUGGUACAAGUAAUGUUCUGGCUGGGAAACUGUAUGGGAUUCCUGUCCGGGGUACACAUGCCCAUGCUUUUGUUACUUCUUUCACUGAUCUUGAGACGAUCGCUGACGAGACCCUGAUGAGAAAGGGAACCGAGGAACCUGUCAAGUUUCUGCCAAUUUGUAAAAAAUGGCAAAAAAAGCUCACAAGCAUUUUAGGUUUCCUUGAUGACCAGGUGAGUGAUGGGGAGUUAGCAGCCUUUAUAUCCUACGCUUCUGCCUUCCCUGAUGGCUUCCUGGCUCUUAUAGACACCUACGAUGUCAUCAAAUCUGGACUGCCAAACUUCUGUACAGUUGCGCUGGCCCUACAUGAGUUAGGAUAUGAGCCACGUGGUGUGAGAUUGGACAGUGGAGAUCUCUCCUACCUAUCUAACCAUGUCAGGUUACACUUCAAAAAAGUUGCUGACAGUCUAAGUCUACCUUGGUUUGGUAAACUGACUAUUGUAGCCAGUAAUGACAUCAACGAGGACACUAUACACUCGUUAAAUCAACAGGGACACGAGAUCGAUAGCUUUGGUAUAGGAACUCACCUGGUCACAUGUCAGAAACAGCCAGCUCUUGGUGGUGUUUACAAGCUGGUUGAGGUGAACCAAAGGCCGAGGAUUAAACUUAGUGAGGAUGUGGAGAAAGUCACCAUCCCUGGACGGAAGAUUGCGUAUCGCCUGUUUGGUGCUGAUGGUAAUGCCCUUGUUGAUCUGAUGUUACAACCAGACGAGUCUCCUCCCAACCUCAACACCAGGAUACUAUGUCGCCAUCCAUUUCAGGAGUCAAAACGAGCCUAUGUUUGUCCUGCUAAAAUGGAGCAACUUCAUAAGCUGUACUGGGACAAUGGGAAGUUAGUACGAUCACUCCCCACUCUGACAGAGCUGCGAUCAAAAGCUAUGGCAUCUCUAAACAGCAUGAGACAAGACCACAAACGGGCUCUCAAUCCCACACCAUACAAGGUAUCAGUUAGUGCGAACUUGUACCAGUUUCUGCACGACUUGUGGCUGGAGAAUGCACCUAUAGGAGAGCUGGCUUAGCUAGCUAUAUAACCUUCAGAAAAAUUACUACCCAGAAUUUGUGGUGUUGGAAGUUAAUUGUAAGCUGCUGUUUCUUGUGCAUGGACCAGUAAAUGUUUUUGAAAAUAUAAAGAAUUGAAAAGCUGAUGACCGGUCAGUAAAAGUUUUUGGUGAAAAAUUGUAGUGAUUGGACACUACUUUUUGAGGUUAGAUAUUGAAUACAUUUUUAGGAGAAAAAAUAAAACAGAUUGUGACUGAAGAAGGGAUGAUUUUCAAGUAAUAUAUAAUUGAGGGCAUGCGAUUUUCUUCAAAGAGGGGUGUUAGAUAGGGAGGGGGCACUCAGAAAAAAUAUUAUAUUGAAGCCUGAUUGAAAUACGUAGGUUAAAGGAGAUCAUUGUUGUGUUACACAUCUUAUCAGAUUUUCUGGGAAAGUGACCUCUGGGGAAUCCAUCAGCAUUUCACUCAUUCUAGCUUAAUAGAAGGAAAGCAAAAAGGAGAUAAUUCUAGAUGUUUAUGUCUUAGUGUUUCCUAAUACGGUAUUUCUGAAGAGAAAAAAAAUAUUGUGAUAUAACCAGAAUGGUGAGAACUUGUAUCUACUCAAAGGGUAGGUGUUAGUACAUUAAACCAGAUAACAUAAUCCAGCAGUGGGGAUGUCGGCGUUUAUUGUCCAGAAGAGGGAUAGUGAUGGUGUUCAGCCUCUUAAGUUUUACUGAUUAGAAAUGAGUGUAUUUUACUGUUAAUUGAUUAAAGCUUUGAGCAUUCCUGUAUUUGUAUAGUAAUGCUUGAUAUAUAGCUACGUGUAUAGAGGACUUUCAUUGUUUCAACGUUUAAUUCAAACAAAGAAAAGUGUGAAAAAUAUAAAAAAGGUUUAUAACAGACAAGGAAAGAUGUACAAAUGUUAAACAGAAGUCAUUAACUGUAAACAGAUAUUAACGCCUGACACAAGAAGAACAAAGAAAUAUAUGUUAUACAUGAAAUGUUGCAAUCUUUUUAAUUUUUUAACUACAAAACCAAAAAGAUAUAAGAGACAUUCCAAUUUUAAUGCUACUUUUGUUUCUUAAUCAUAAAUUGAAUGUUGUGGACAUUUUUUUCAUUAAGAUGUUGUUAUUCAGUCCUUUCAAUUUUAAAAUCGUAGAAGAUUUUUUGUAACUAAUAUGAUGGCCAUAGCCCUCUUGUAAAGACAUGCAUGACCUAUUAUAAAGCCUGAAGGUUCAUUUUAUACCCAAGACUGUGUAUCAGUCCUUGUUCUUUGUUAUUUUAGAUCUAACCAACAGUUGGAGAACAUUUUUUUGUUCCUCAAUAUUGUUUGCUUUGUUUAAACGUGUAUAGCUGGCUAUUUUUAAUUUGAAUUUUUAAGAUGUUUGGGGAGUGUUUCCAAUAUCUACCCAUCCCAUUCUUGACUCAUUAUCAUCAUAAGGUGGUCAUUGGUCAUGGUUAAUGGGUCAAAGCUAAUAUUCACCAUGAAGACUUUUAUGAAAAGGACAUUCAGUCCUCAGCAUUUUCUAAAUUUUAAUUUCUGUGUGUUCAAAACCAUAAUUUUUGCAUUUUUCAGAGAGAGAAAUUUUUUGUGCAAUACAUGUACUGCUCUGCGAUCUUUUUUUGGCAUUGUAGAAAAACUUUAUAGGAAAUUCAAAUUCAUUUAUCUUAUCAAUUUGAUCAACUGUAAAUACUGUUGAAGCUGAUUUUAAAAUCAAAAUGCUACAAUCCUGUUUAGUGAUUAAAUCAGACAUAUAUCAAUAGAUAUAAACCAGAAAAUAAAACAGACAGAAGCAUAUCAUUUUUUCUUUUCAGUUUAACGGGGAUUUGGAGAAGGUAUUCAUUAGUUUGUCUUUUAAUGAAGGAAAACUCCACCAAUAUUUGUUGUUAGCCAUUUUAUGUGUUCCAAGUGAAAUUACAGGAAUGUUGUGUUCAUUUUCACCAAAUGUUAUCUUUGUCUUGUCUUGUAAUAAGUCCAGGGUUUCAACAUAUCAUUUCUGCUCAGAGCUCAGAGUUAAAAUGUAGGCUUAUUACAGGACAGUGAUAAAUAUUUGUUGAUAUUUAUGUGUAAGACUUCAAGACUUUUAUACACAUUGAUUAAAUACAAGAUAAGAAUCUAUUGAAGAAAAAACUGAGAAAAAAAGCAAACACACCCUGCCCCCCUCCCCCACCUCCCCCUUCCAUCCAAAAUCAAUGAAAACUUUUUAAUGAAUGGAAAGUUCUGAGGGAUGACAAAAUACAACUUCGGAAGAAGAAGAUCAGUACAGAUUUAAAAUUAUGUAUCUAUACCCAAUAUGAUUUAGACAACUUGGUUUUGUCAACUUGCUUGAUCAAAGCCUCUUUUCAUAUUCAUCCGAGUAUGGCACUCUCAUUCAGGGAGUGUUUCAUUAUCGUGACAGGGUCUGAAAACAAUGAGCUAUGAUGGGAAGACUUUCUCAUGACAAAGGGGGAUAAUUCAAUAUCACAUUAACAAAAUGCUGUUCUUGAUGGAAUACAUACCUUUUUAAAAGAGGUUAGUAUUCAGGGGUAGAAAUAAGAAAUUGUACUUAUAUUACUUAUGGUUAAAAGAAAAAUACUAUCAGAAUUUAUUUAUCAGAUUUAUUUUGUAUUUUGGUUGGAUAAGAUAAAUUUCUAUCCGUUAAGUUUGGUGUAUUUUUUAAUCAAAAUAUAUUUUGAACAUUUUCAAUUUAACUAGAGUUUAUGAUGUAAGUACAUAACUGAGUAAAAGUUGUACAUGAUCCUAACACACACUAGUCAGAUUAUACAAUAAUUUACUUGGAUUUUAUACAGAGUUUUUUCCCUUUAAUUCAUGUAUUUGAAGUAAAUAUUAGCCAAAAUAGAUAUUAAACAGUUCUUUUAUUGUUCAACUCCUUUGUAGAGGAAAUAAAAUUCUGAUUGUCCUGACAUAAAUCCUUUAGGUUUUCUCAAAAUCACUGUGUAAUACAAGGCAGAUAUUUUAUGCAUUUCUAAUGGGUGUGAAUUUCACAAGUCAUAGUAGGUUACGUUUUCUGUUGUUGUAACUGACUGCUCCACAGUGUGGAGAACCACGUUUUAUAGGCUCCUAGCAUUUAUUGUUGUAUGUGUGAUUUACAACUUUAUUGUUUGGUAUUAACAGGAAACUGCUGACAUUUUAGUGCAAUAUCAUGUGUUUUGCCAUGACUUAGAAAUAUUAUACUCUGGCAAAAUCUGUAUGGUUUGUCUUAUUCUAGAAAUAUUGUACAAAUUGUGUAAACACUGUGUUUUGUCUUAAACUCUCUGAAUCCUUAUGACCCAGAAAUAAUACAUAUUUGGUUUGGCUUAAUCAGUUUAGUGUAUAACAAUGAAAAAGUUGACAAGAUGCAUUUCAAGUAGAAACUUCACAUUCGUAUGAUAGUUUUCUGUCCUGUCCCAACAUAGUAUCAUUGCUUAUGAAACCUUAAUUUAAGAUCUUUCAACAGAAUUUUAAUCUUGUGAUCAGUUUUCUGUCCUGUCCCAACAUAGUAUCAUUGCUUAUGAAACCUUAAUUUAAGAUCUUUCAACAGAAUUUUAAUCUUGUGAUCAGUUUUCUGUCCUGUCCCAACAUAGUAUCAUUGCUUAUGAAACCUUAAUUUAAGAUCUUUCAACAGAAUUUUAAUCUUGUGAUCAGUUUUCUGUCCUGUCCCAACAUAGUAUCAUUGCUUAUGAAACCUUAAUUUAAGAUCUUUCAACAGAAUUUUAAUCUUGUGAUCAGUUUUCUGUCCUGUCCCAACAUAGUAUCAUUGCUUAUGAAACCUUAAUUUAAGAUCUUUCAACAGAACUUUAAUCUUGUGAUUAAAAGAAAAGACAAGUACUGAUUGUAUUUCUUAUGAAUCCAUAUUUCUGGGUUUGAAGGUCAAGGUCACUGAUGAAUAGGUAAGUUAAGUAUCCUCACCUAAAGAAAUCUUCAUUGGGUACCAAUGUCAAGGUUGUUACUAUUUAUAGGAAAAUGUCCAACAUUAACACUUGUGACAAAAGCAGAAAAAAACAUGUGUCAUGUACAUAGACAGUAAAAUCAAUUACAACAAUUACUGACAUCAUUGCUGGAACAUUCUGGCUUUAGAAAUUUUCCAAUUUGUGCAGAUUACAAAACUCAUAAGUUUACAUGUUUGAAAAGUGUUAAUAAAUAAUCUGAUGUGUUCUUUGAAAUUCCAAUAAUGAGCCAGAGCAGCAAUAUGAUCUGUAGAGUGUUUGUAAAAAUAUUUAUGUUUAGACCAGUGGUAGAUGUUCUCAGGUCAGUGAUGUAAGGUUAAACACAAACAUAGUAGUACUCCUAUUUAGUGUAAAGGUACAUACCAUUUCCAGUUGUACAUUAGUGCACAAAUUCUUUUCUUAAAUGUUAGUGUUAUUGUGAACAUUUUCCAAAUUAUAUUUACAAAUUUCCGUAGCUAAAGGGAAUAAUGUUAAUUUUUUACCCUGAAAUUUUCCAUUGAAAGCAUGGUGGUCUCCUAGUAGAUUGUAUGUAUGGAUGGUGAUAAAGAAGGUACUUGACUGACAUGUCACACAAACAAUGUGUUGUAGCCUCAGAAAACAUUUUUCAAUCUGCAAAUUCCAGUAAACUUGGCUGAGUACAUGAAUGUGCCAGAAAUGUUUUGUAACAGUUGUUAGAGGCGGAUGACAGCUCAAGCUUAAUGCUCCACAGGGUGUUGAGAAAGAUUCUCACUAGUAGCAAAUUGCCCAAUAUCUUAGGCAGGAUAAUAAUUUGUGAACCACUUUGAAACAGCUGAAUGUGAUCUUGUGGUAUAACUUCAAAUUAUUAUAAUUGGUAUCGUAUGUUUUGGAAAACUGUCACAAAAUGUGUGGAACAGGUGGUUUAAGUAAUAGAUGUAACUAAUUCCAGCGAUACUUUCUGAAGAAAAAUCCAAACUUCAUAACAAAUUCCCAGAGACAAUAAACUUGAUAAUACUUGCCAAUAGACAACUCCAUAACACUUUCCCAUAGACAACUCCAUAACACUUUCCCAUAGACAACUCCAUAACACUUUCCCAUAGACAACUCCAUAACACUUUCCCAUAGACAACUCCAUAAUACUUUCUCUUAAACAACUCCAUAACACUUUCCCAUAGACAACUCCAUAAUA
Messenger RNA from Ylistrum balloti, 6697 nucleotides. Its product is annotated as nicotinate phosphoribosyltransferase-like. Lineage: Eukaryota; Metazoa; Mollusca; Bivalvia; Pectinida; Pectinidae. The coding region runs from base 1 to 1668 and encodes 555 amino acids. The record is from RefSeq and is a predicted model, not a curated record. Gene Ontology annotation, biological process: NAD+ biosynthetic process. The transcript has 13 exons. Gene Ontology annotation, molecular function: nicotinate phosphoribosyltransferase activity.